CCGUUCUCGUGUGUGACUACCAACAGCAGCAGCAGCAGCGGCAGCAGCAGAAGCAGUGAGCCUCAGUGGACGUUUCUGGGAUUUCUGCGUGUGUUUGAAUCAGAUGAGACGCUCGGGACCUACGUCUACCUGCGUACACCGAACCACUGCCUUUGGAUAUUUUGCUGCCACUUAAGACGCAUCCGCACACUUCAGACUCGUGGUAUUUCUGCUUCUGAAGCGAGCUGCUGUGUCAUAAACAGCACGCCCGAGGGAAGACUCAUCACCAAACUUUUAAAAGGGAGACUUCGCAACUUUGGCAACAUCUACUAGCUGGUGAACAUCGCUGUGAGUUCAUGUGGUGUACCGUCUGACAGAAGCGGAACAUUUCUCUGGGAAAACUUCACAGAAGGCUUUUGAAACAUGUUCAGCAAGUGCUCCGUUGUGAUAUUGAACGUCCUCUUUCUGGUGCGGGCGCUCUCGGCUCACGAGUGCACGCCGUGUAAUCUCCGGACUUGUCCAGUCAAAGCCCCGCACGGCUGCGAGGGUGGCCGGACCUUGGCCAGGGACCCGUGCGGAUGCUGUGACCAGUGCGCCCGGCUGGAGUGGGAGCCCUGCGGCGGACAAGACUGGACGCACGGCUACUGCGCCCUGGGGCUGACCUGCGCCUCUGUAAACAAAACCGGACCUGCCACUAUCCCUGAAAUUGGAGUGUGUAAAGUUCUCCCCGACCAUCUGGAGGCAGGCCUGGUGGACGAGCACUGUCCCCUGAUGACCGGCUGCGACAGAGCUGGAGGACAGUGUGUGUGUGAUGCCCGUCACUCCUGCUUGGGCUCUUUCUCCUAUCCAGACCAAGAAACCUGCAUGAAGGCCAGCAAGUCAGAGGGUCGGAAGCACGAGCACCGGGAAAGACACAGAGAGAAGUAUGUGGGACCAUCCAACCCGGCCUGCAUGUUCUCUGGGUGUAACCUGACCGCUGAGGGCUGUGUGUGUGAGUCUCAGAGCUGCCACCACCACUUCGCCUACAUCAACCGCAGCCAGUGCCAGGAAGCCGCAGAGGAGCUGAGGUGUGCCGGGGUGACGUGUCCCGCCCUGCAGGUGCCCUCCUGCCCCCACGGUUCAGUCCUGACCAAGAGUUACACGCCCCCUGCUGGUUGCUGUCCCUCCGUACCUCCCCAGUGCACUUGCGACCUCCGUGCCUGCCACAAGCCCCAGUGCCCGAGCGGACAGCGAGCCGUGUCGCUCAGCCAGGCCAGCGGUCAGCCAGGAGACUGCUGUGAUGUCUUUGAGUGCCAGAAAGUCUCUCCCAAGUGCAUCCACAAUGGGAAGGAGUUCUCCGAGGGAGAGGUGUAUCGCAUGGACCCCUGCUGGCUGUGUCAGUGCAGAGGAGGAAUCUCCUUCUGCUCCAAGGCAGAGUGCGCUGAGCUGGAUUGUGAAAACUUCUACAUUCCUGAGGGCGAGUGUUGCCCCGUCUGCAUAGAUGUGGAGUUACUGUCGAUGGACAGCACUAAGGCCAGCUGCUGGGUGAAUAAUAAGCUCAGAGCUCAUGAGGAGCAGUGGAAAGAGGACGACUGCACCUUCUGCCAGUGCGUGGAUGGAGAACCGCACUGCACAGCCAUGGCCUGCAAGCAGAGCUGCCAGAACCCUGUCAAGAUCCCCGGAGAGUGCUGCCCUUUCUGUGAAGAGCCUUCAUAUGAAACAGUUAGCCCCAUGCUAUGUCCUCCCCUGGAAAACUGCUCGCUGUCAGGGAAUGAAUGCCCCUAUGGUUUCCAGCAAGACAAAAAUGGAUGUCUGCUCUGCCAGUGUCUCAACAAUGACUCCUGCCCCGAACUGGGAAAAUACUGUUCCCUGCAAUGCCCGAUGGGAUACGAGAGGGACGAUUUUGGCUGCGAGGUGUGUGAGUGCAGCAUCCCGAUGCCCAAGUGCCGACCUCUGACCUGCACUAAGACCUGCCCUUAUGGAUAUGUGAGGAACAAACAUGGCUGUGAGAUGUGCCGCUGUGUCAAGUGUCCCCCCUUCACCUGUGACAAGCACUGCAGCGACGGCUACCGACAGAACCGGAAGGGCUGCUCCAUCUGCAUGUGUAAAGAAAGUGAUCAUGUCCCAAGCACCACUGCCCCGGCCCCAAUGCCAAACUAUUGCCUCACCUCCAAUGGGCACAGAUACGAGGAAGGUGAUGGCUGGCACGACGGCUGUCGUGACUGCUACUGCCACUCUGGACGGGAGAUGUGUGUGCUCAUUUCAUGCCCUGUACCCAGCUGUUCUCAUCCAGUCGUCAGGCCUGACCAGUGUUGUCCUACAUGUGAAGAUGAGUCAGGCAGCGGUCAGCCAGAGGGGAUGGACAUGGUGGUGUGCAGAGCACCUGGGGGGGAAUUUUACGUGGAGGGGGAGACCUGGAACCUGGACGAGUGCACGCGCUGCACCUGCAGGAAGGGACGUGUCCUGUGCGACACUGAAGUGUGUCCCCCGGCUCUCUGCCAGACACCAAUCAGGAACAAGGACACCUGUUGCCACGUAUGCCCAGAGGAGACACUGAGCCCCUUGCUGCCAGUGAACAGCAGCCAGCAGGAGUACUGCAUAACCAGCGAUGGCGACGUGCUGCUGGCUGGAGACUCCUGGAAGGCGAACGCCUGCACCAGCUGCACCUGCAACAACGGCACCAUUCAGUGUUUCUCUCAGCGCUGUCCGGCUGCCAACUGCAGGGUGCCCGUCUUACGCAAGGGCCAGUGCUGCCCACACUGUCUCGAAAUUACAACGUCCGUGCCGGUGAUGGUGUCUACCAAUGCCCCCAAGACAACGGUUACUGCUACAGUGGAGAGUGCAGUGUGGAUCACCACUGUCACUGUGCCCCCCAUCAUCGCUGAAACAGAUGAGCCAGGUUUGGGUGAGAAUUACCCCAGCCAAACAGAGAUGGCCCUCAUCUACCAAUCAGCUGCCUGGAUCCUGGCAGGUCUCCUCCUGGCCAUCAUCAUCUUCCUCAUUGUGGCGUUACUCAUCAACAAAAAAAAGAAGUGGGUGCAGAUGUCCUGCUACAGUGCACCAAAGAAGACGGUGAUCCUAAAGAAGCAUGUAAACAAGAACUCAGUGGUCUACAUGGAGCCUUCCAAGGAGAACAAAUUUCAGAACGUGAAGAACGACUGCGGCAUCAUCCACUUCUCUCCAGACAUGAGCUCCCCCUGCGCGGACAAGAUGACCAUCCCCAGGGCCAAGCUGAGCAUGGGCAACGACUGGACGUCGCGCUAGAAAACACACCACUCAGACUCUGCAAAUCGGAGCUGUCCGGCACCUCCGAAUCUCUCUCUCAACUGCUGUAUCCGAGGUGAUUCGCGGGCACCACCACGUUCCCACCCUUUUUUCUCUGUGUGACAGUAAAAACCGAGGAUGCUUUACAAGAGACAAAGCAAGCGACCUCUGUUUCUUUUAUCAUGUGUCCAUAUUCUUCUGUGUUUGGACCCUUUUUUUUUUUUUUGUUUUGUUUUUUUUUUAUUUAUUUAUUUUUUUUUGAUUUUUUUAUUUUAUUUUGGGCGGAGUGAGACGUCGAGAGGUGGAUGGACGGGUGGACAUGUAAAGGACACAGCCACUCUGGGCUCUGCUUUAAAACAGAGAAGGAGGCAGCUAGAGAGGCUCCUCUGUCAGAAUCAGACUUUGACUGUGAACAUUGUAAUAUUAUUGCUUAAUAUUGCCUCCUUUUGAAACUGGAACUUGGAAGCAGUAAGAGGAGCAUAAAAAGCUUUAGGACAGGGGUUUGGGCUGUAGUUAAAAGGGGAUGGAGAGGAUACUGCCCCCCCCCCCCCCCCCCCCCCCAGCCCCACCCCUGAGUGCAGCAGUGCUUCAUGGAUGUAAUUAUCAUCAUCAUCAGCAGGGAGGCCAAAGGAACUGAUAAUCCAGUUGGAUCAAAUGGAGUUCAGCAGCCAAAUCAAGUCAACAGGCUUUAUUUAGACCCCCAGAUCCAAACCCCUGCUUUAGAAUGUGUGGUUUCCAUCUUAGAUUUUGUAUAUUUCUACAGUAUUUGUAUUAGUUUUUGUUGUUAUUGGCCACCUCUUGUUUUUUUUUCUAUCAUGGGUGUCUCCAUGGGGCCAGAUUGAAUUAUUUUGAAAAUGCCCAUCUAAACAUUCCCCACCAUCAGGAUGUUCAAGGAAGGACACGCUUCCCAUAUAAAAGCCUUGUUUCUACCUUCAAAUGACCCGAGUCAUUCCAUCCAGAAAACCCCAACAUCAAACCACAAUUGUACGAAGGAAACGUGAAUUCUCUCUCUAGACUGGUCAACCAUUCAGCAGCUAAUCAUCUUCAACUUCCCACUCAGCCUCAUCUGAACCGGGCUCCUUCCAGAAGGAAUCAGCCCUGUCAGUUGUAAUUCAUCAAAAAAUCAGUCGAGUUGAAGCGGAGUGAUAUUCAUCCAGGGUGAAUGUCAUUUUAUUGACAGUAGACGAGAGAAAAUGGUGCCAGAUGCUUCAUCUGGACCGGUGUGGAAUGGCUUUGAUAUCAUGCCAUGCCUCACUUCUUAACUUCAUUCACAGCUCUGUCUGUGUCUGUCUGUGUGUGUGUGUGUGUGUGUGUGUGUGUGUGUGUGUGUGUGUGUGUGUGUGUGUGUGUGUGUGUGUGUGUGUGUGUGUGUGUGUGUGUGUGUGGUGGAGCUACUGUUCACACCGAAUGUUAGUGAUGGUUAGUUAUCAUUCUUUUUUAAGCCUUAAUUCUAUAGCCUUAAUGCUUUUUCUUUGUUAUCUUGUUUCAUUUAUUAAGUGUGUUAGCCAAUAUCAAGGAAUCUAAAAAAAAACAAAACAGUAAUUUAUUCACCCAUCAUUAAGAUGAACAGAUUGCCACUGAUGGUUCUCAUCAGCUCUUCAUAUACUGGUGAAUUAUAUGAUGCGUGGACAAGAGAUUUGAAGGGGAGCCUGUUUGUAACUGUACAUAAUGGUACACAUUACAACAUCAGAGCAUGUUAAAGAGACAUAGCACUUUUCUUUGGAGCCAGUGUUUUUUAGAAAGCCCACUGCAGGAUUCUUGAAGGGAUAAAGGCCCUAAUCAGGGAUUUGAUAGGCAUAUUAAGCACACCACUUAAACCACUCAAGUGAACACGCUGUUGCAGCUAGAGGCUCCGCACCAAUCUGAUCAGUACGGAGAAGGAUGGAAUCUGAGCAGCAUUACGAAACAAAAUGAGGUUUUGUAGGAAAAAAGGUUUUGGAUCAGAGUUCUCGAUCCAUUGCCAAUUUCUCAAUACAAAGACCAUUCUGAUGCCAAAAUUGGUUGGAGACCAAUUAAUAUUGAAGUGUUUUAGUAACAGUAGAUUUGUGUCUGUCUGAAUCAUGACCAUGUGCUUUAAAAUGAAGAGGUGACUGUAAAAACUUACGCAAUUCUUUGUUCUUCUAUGUGUAAAAAAAAAAAAAAAAAAAAAAAAAAGUAGUUUAAAUUAGUAGAGCAGAAGAGUACCUUAUUUAUUUUUUCACAUAGCUUUAUUUAUUAAUACUAAACUAUAGUUUGAGAUUUUUUUUUUUUUUUUUCUUUUUGAAAAAUGAACUUUUGGUAGCCAAAGCUGCUGUACAAUGUAGAUCAUUUACCAUUUCUAUCUGCUAUAUUCUAUACAACCUUAUUUAUUUCACUGUUGCAGACCCUGUAAAUAUGUUUCUUAGAUGAUGAACUGUAACAUUUACACUUAUUUUGAAAAAUAAAUGUGUGAACCAAA
This is a messenger RNA of Seriola aureovittata, 5659 nucleotides long. RefSeq names its product cysteine rich transmembrane BMP regulator 1 (chordin-like) (gene crim1). The transcript is spliced from 15 exons. Gene Ontology annotation, molecular function: serine-type endopeptidase inhibitor activity; protein binding. Gene Ontology annotation, cellular component: extracellular region. NCBI's taxonomy places the organism in Eukaryota, Metazoa, Chordata, Actinopteri, Carangiformes, Carangidae. The record is from RefSeq and is a predicted model, not a curated record. Bases 403 to 3222 code for a protein of 939 amino acids.